This is a messenger RNA of Molossus molossus (Pallas's mastiff bat), 2570 nucleotides long. RefSeq names its product galactosidase beta 1 (gene GLB1). Bases 51 to 2039 code for a protein of 662 amino acids. Gene Ontology annotation, molecular function: beta-galactosidase activity. Gene Ontology annotation, cellular component: vacuole. The transcript has 16 exons. Gene Ontology annotation, biological process: carbohydrate metabolic process. NCBI's taxonomy places the organism in Eukaryota, Metazoa, Chordata, Mammalia, Chiroptera, Molossidae. The record is from RefSeq and is a predicted model, not a curated record.
GCCGAGCGGCUGGCCCCGGCGCCGACUGCGGUGGACCGAGAGGCUGGAGGAUGGACCUGCCGGGGCUCGUUCGCACCCUUUCCCUGCUGCUGGCGUUGCUGCUGCUGGGCUCUGCGCGCGCCUUGCGUAAUGCCUCCCAGAAGACCUUCAAGAUCGACUACAGCCGCAACUGCUUCCUCAAGGAUGGCCAGCCGUUCCGCUACAUCUCGGGCAGCAUUCACUACUUCCGCGUGCCCCGCUUCUACUGGCAGGACCGGCUGCUGAAGAUGAGGAUGGCCGGGCUGAACGCCAUCCAGGUAUAUGUGCCCUGGAACUUUCAUGAGCCCCAGCCAGGACAGUACCAGUUUUCUGACGACCGUGAUGUGGAACAUUUUAUUCAGCUGGCGCAUGAGCUGGGGCUGCUGGUCAUCCUGAGGCCCGGACCCUACAUCUGUGCAGAGUGGGAGAUGGGAGGGUUACCGGCUUGGCUGUUAGAGAAGGAAGAUAUCGUUCUUCGUUCUUCUGAUCCAGAUUACCUUGCAGCUGUGGACAAGUGGUUGGAAGUCAUUCUGCCCAAGAUGAAGCCUCUCCUCUACGAGAAUGGAGGGCCGAUUAUAACAGUGCAGGUUGAAAAUGAAUACGGCAGCUAUUUUUCCUGUGACUAUGACUACCUGCGUUUCCUGCAGAAGCGUUUCCACUACCACCUGGGGAAUGACGUGGUUCUGUUCACCACCGAUGGCGAAAACGAGAAACUUAUGCACUGCGGGGCCCUGCAGGGGCUGUAUGCCACUGUGGACUUUGGACCAGGUGCCAACAUCACAAAUGCCUUCCUAAUCCAGAGGAAGUAUGAGCCCAAAGGACCCUUGAUCAACUCUGAAUUCUAUACUGGCUGGUUAGACCACUGGGGCCAACCUCACUCCACUGUCAAGACCAAAGCAGUAGUGUCCUCCCUCCAGGAUAUACUUGCCCGAGGCGCGAAUGUGAACUUGUACAUGUUUAUAGGCGGGACCAAUUUUGCCUAUUGGAAUGGGGCCAACCUGCCCUACCAAGCCCAGCCCACCAGCUACGACUACGACGCCCCACUGAGUGAGGCAGGGGACCUCACCGAGAAGUACUUUGCUGUGCGAGAUGUUAUUCGGAAGUUUGAAAAAGUACCAGAAGGUCCUGUUCCUCCGUCCACACCGAAGUUUGCAUAUGGAAAAGUUGCUCUGAAAAAGUUAAAGACAGUGGAGGAAUCUCUGAAUGUUCUGUGUCCCACGGGGCCUAUAAAAAGCCUUUAUCCCUUGACAUUUAUCCAGGUGAAACAGUAUUUUGGGUUUGUGCUGUACCGAACAACACUUCCUGAAGACUGCAGCGACCCAACGCCCCUCUCUGCACCCUUCGGUGGGGUCCACGACCGGGCCUACGUCUCCGUGGAUGGGGUCCCCCAGGGAGUCCUUGACCGAAGCUUUUUGACCACUCUGAACAUAACCGGGAGAGCUGGAGCCACUCUGGACCUUCUGGUGGAGAACAUGGGACGUGUGAACUAUGGCCAUUAUAUCAAGGAUUAUAAGGGUCUGAUUUCUAACCUGACCCUGAACUCCAGUAUCCUCACCAACUGGAUGAUCUUCCCCCUGGACACUGAGAAUGCAGUGUGCCACCUGGAGGGCUGGCAGGCCAAUCCCAGAAGCUGCCGUCGGGAAGCCUGUGCCCACAGCUCGUCUAACUAUACACUCCCGGCCUUUUAUGUGGGAAACUUCUCCAUUCCCAGUGGAAUCCCAGACUUGCCCCAGGACACCUUUAUUCAGUUUCCUGGAUGGACCAAGGGUCAGGUCUGGAUUAAUGGCUUUAACCUUGGUCGCUACUGGCCGGCACGGGGCCCCCAGAUGACCUUGUUUGUGCCACAGCACAUCCUGGUGACAUCAGCCCCGAACACCAUCGUAGUGUUGGAACUGGAGCGGGCACCCUGCAGUGACGAUCUCCCAAAACUGUGCAUGGUGGAGUUCGUGGACAAGCCGGUUAUCAGUGCAACGAUGACCUACAGCCGUCUCCUGCGACACCUGCCUGAGCAAAACUCAUGACAGGACCCUGUGAUGGCUAAAGCCUGGGACCCUUGGAGCGCUAGGCUCUCACAUACCUCACACACCCCCUGGCAGCGGCAGCAUUCGCUGGAGAGUGCAAUUAGAAAACAGAUUUUGCUUGUGCAUUUCACCCGAGGUUUUCCUGCAGCUCUGCAGCGCUGACCCACCCCUGGCAAGGGCCACCGUGGCCGCGUGAUGGGGGUGGUAGCACAGCCGAACACAGGUGUCUCUGCAGAGUCAGCACAGAAGCUUUCGAGGUGUGUCUGAUUUUUACUUUGGAAGAAUCGUGUUGUCUUUUUGUCAAAUGAAACUUGCAUUUAUGAUUUUACUGGUUUUGACGUUGAGAAGACAUUAAAUUAAAGGUUCUGAUUUAAAUUGUAACUAGAUUGAGUGGGCUGAAGAAGCCACUUCACUCACGGUUCAAAGACUUGGAAAAUCAUCUUGGUUUGAUUUGGUGGACUGCUGCUUUUCUGCAACUUGUUUAAAGUUCCAUCUCACCAGGCCGGUGUGGCUCAGUGGCUGAGUGUCAGC